AUGGAGAUAAUACUAGCAUUGGAUUAUGUGCGCAUAUCAGCAUUUGCUAUUUUGCUGGUUUGGAUCAUUGCAAAGUUUGUCAAACUGAAAAAGAGACAAAAGAUAGGAAAUGGCACCAAUGUUUCAGCAGAAAGGAAGGGGAUAACCCUACUCCCAUCUCACAUACUUGCAGUCUGCAGUGCUUGCAUCACAUUAAUAAAUAUUGGCUUUGCUGCUCUUGGAGUUUGGAAGCACCAAAAUGUCUCCCUGGGCCUGAUCUUUGCAUCAGUGUCAUGGUUUUUGGUGACUCUCUUCUCACUCUACUGCAAACACAAAGGAGCAGGAGUUGUAUCGAACUGGCCUGCAGUUCUUGUUUCUUGGUGGGUUUUUAGCUUCCUGUUAGAAUCACUCCUCACUUCUUUGCAUUUGCUCCAUCUCUUCAACUCUGCAACCAUCAUCGAUUUCACUUCACUACCCUUCUGCACCAUCAUAUGUCUGUGUCUAGUUGCAAUAGCCAUGAGAACUUCUAAAACAAACCAAGAAGAACUGAACCAACCACUGCUCGUGAGAGAAGACAGUGGUGACAGCGGCAGAGACAGGUUCUCCAGCUCCGGGUGGUGGAGUCAGCUUACCUUCCAGUGGUUGAACCCGGUCUUUGAGAAGGGGCGCAAGGUGCGGCUUGAGCUCGAACACAUCCCAUCUGUUCCGCAGUCAGAGACAGCAGAGCAUUCGUAUGCAUUGCUUCAAGAAACACUGCACAAGCAAAAACCUGAGCCGAUGUCACUACAAAGAGCCAUCAUUUGUGCUGUUUGGACACCUUUGGUUAUCAAUGCAGUCUUCGCAGGGCUUAACACUUUCGCUUCUUAUAUGGGACCAUUCUUGAUCACCUACUUAGUGGAGCUGCUGUCCGACAAGAACCCCGAUAAAGGCAAUGGACAUGGAUAUAUACUUGCAUGCCUCUUCUUUGCAUCAAAGACAAUAGAGUCGCUAUCACAGAGGCAAUGGUACUUUGGCGCCCGUAGAAUUGGAUUUCGGGUGCGUGCAGCACUGAUGGUGUCUAUCUACAAGAAGUCUCUGCUGAUCAAGAAUUCAACCACAGGGACAGGAAAAAUUGUGAACUUCCUUGAUGUCGAUGUUGAGAAGAUUGGUGAAUUUUUCUUGUACAUCCAUGGCAUUUGGUUGCUGCCCUUGCAAGUCUCAUUGGCGCUUGUCAUCCUCUGCCAUAGUCUUGGCAUGGUGGCCACACUUUCUGCAAUCUUCGUGACGGUGUUGGUAAUGGUGAGCAACACACCACUGGCAAAGUCGCAGAAGAACCUCAAUGUGAAGAUCAUGGAGGCGAAGGACUCACGCAUCAAGGCCACAGCAGAAGCGCUGAAGAGCAUGAGGAUCUUGAAGCUGCAUGCAUGGGAGACAGCCUACUUGGACAAGCUCCUGAAGCUAAGGGAUGUGGAGAGGGGGUGGCUCAGAAGGUAUCUGUACACAUGCUCGGCAAUAGCCUUCCUCUUCUGGGCAUCGCCAACGUUGGUCUCAGUUGUCACCUUUGGCAUCUGCAUUCUUGUAGAUGUUCCAUUGUCAGUAGGAACAGUACUAUCCGCCCUUGCCACUUUCAGAAUCCUCCAAGACCCAAUCUACAACCUCCCGGAGCUAGUGUCAAUGGUCACGCAAACCAAGGUGUCCCUAGACAGAAUUGAAGAGUUCAUCAAAGACGACCACAAUGGGAAGCCAAGUAGCUAUGGCAAUAGAAGCGGCACAGAGGAGCACUCUAUGGCCAGCGUGGAGAUUGCAGCAGGAGAGUACAGUUGGGAAGCUGACAACAUCUUGAAGAAGGAAAAAUUCACACUGAAGAUCGAUAGCAAGGUGAACAUCAUGAAAGGUCACAAGGUUGCAGUGUGUGGGUCAGUUGGUUCAGGAAAAUCAAGCCUCCUUUGUGCCAUCAUGAGCGAGAUUCCAAGGUUCAGCGGUUCAGAAACAACGGUUGUUGGGUCGAGGGCAUAUGUCCCGCAGAGUGCAUGGAUUCAGACCGGGACAAUUCAGGACAAUGUGCUCUUUGGGAAGGCCAUGGACAAGACCUUGUAUGAUGAGGUGAUACAAGGGUGUGCUUUGGAUAAAGAUGUAGAACUAUGGGCUAACGGAGACAUGACUGUGGUAGGGGAAAGAGGUAUGAACCUAAGUGGAGGCCAGAAGCAGAGGAUUCAGCUUGCCAGGGCAUUGUACAGUGAUGCUGAUGUUUACCUCUUGGAUGAUCCCUUCAGUGCUGUGGAUGCACACACUGGAGCACAUCUCUUCAAGGAAUGCUUAAUGCGGCAGAUGUCCUCGAAGACAGUAAUAUAUGUUACUCAUCAGCUGGAGUUCUUGCGAGAUUCAGAUCUUGUUUUGGUCAUGAAAAAUGGAAGAAUUGUUCAAUCCGGAAAAUAUGAUGAUUUGAUAGUAGACAAAGAUGGCCAGCUCUCAAAGCAAAUGGAUGCACACAACAAGUCUCUUAGUCAGGUCACGCCUGCAAAAGUUCACAGCUUGACUAAAAGCAAAAAACAGAAGAAGCAGAUGGAGCUCACAGAAAUAGAGCCAGAUCACACUGUGCUAGGAAGGGAAAGUGAGGAAGAGCGUGUAUCUGGACGGGUUAAAUGGGGUGUCUACCGCAAGUUUGUUACCUCAGCCUAUAGGGGAGCUCUCAUUCCUGUAAUUCUUGCAUGCCAAGUCCUUUUCCAGGCGUUGCAGAUAUGUAGCAACUACUGGAUUGCAUGGGCAUCAGAGAGACAAGAACAAGUAAGCAGAGAGAAGAUGAUAGGUAUUUUUGUGCUGUUAUCUGCAGGAAGCUCGGCAUUUAUAUUGGGGAGAGCUUUCGUCCUAUCAACAAUUGCAAUCGAAACUGCUCAGCAACUCUUUUUAGGCAUGACUAAAAAUGUAUUCCGAGCGCCAGUUAACUUCUUUGAGUCUACUCCAUCAAGUCGAAUCCUCAAUAGGGCUUCAACAGAUCAAAGUACAGUUGACAUAGAUAUUCCUUACAGGCUAGCAGGGCUGAUAUUCGCACUAAUUCAGCUCAUCAGUAUAAUUUUCAUUAUGUCCCAAAUUGCUUGGCCCAUAUUCUUUUUAUUCAUAAUAAUAAUUUCCAUAUCAACUUGUUAUCAGAGCUAUUACAUCAGUUCAGCAAGAGAGCUAGCAAGGUUGGUAGGCAUUAUAAAGGCUCCAGUUCUCCACCACUUCUCAGAGACUGUAUCGGGGUCCGCAAUUAUUAGGUGCUUUAAUCAGGGAGAAAAAUUCUUCAGAAAGAACCUUGCACUAAUAGAUGACUACUCGUGCAUCACUUUCCAUAAUUCAGCGACAAUCGAAUGGUUGUGUGUCCGUAUCAACUUCCUCUUCAACCUUGUAUUCUUUGUGAUGCUAGUCAUCCUUGUCUCCUUGCCUCGUGAUACUAUUGAUCCAAGCCUUGCAGGGCUUGCAGCAACCUACGGCCUAAACCUUAAUGUGUUACAAGCAUGGGUUAUAUGGAACUUGUGCAAUGUUGAGAACAAGAUGAUCUCAGUAGAGAGAAUUCUGCAAUUCUCAAACAUACCAAGUGAGUCUCCUUUAGUGAUUGAAGAAUAUAGACCAACGGAAAAAUGGCCAUGGUAUGGAAGUAUUCAGAUAGAUGGUCUCCAAAUCAAGUACAACCAUGACAUGCCCAUGGUGCUCAAAGGUAUAAGCUGCACAUUUCCUGGAGAAAGAAAAAUUGGGGUGGUAGGGCGGACAGGGAGUGGGAAGUCUACUCUCAUCCAGGCUUUGUUUCGGAUUGUCGAACCAUCUGCAGGACGGAUAAUCAUAGACGGGGUGGAUAUAUCACUUCUCGGAUUACAUGAUUUGCGGUCUAGAUUAAGUAUUAUACCUCAAGAACCAACUCUCUUCCAAGGCACUGUCAGAUCAAACCUAGAUCCUCUACAACAACAUAUGGACACUGAUAUAUGGGAGGUUGUGCGUAAAUGCCGCAUUGAGGAGAUUAUCAGAGAAGAUAAUAGGUUGUUAGAUGCACCAGUUGUUGAAGAUGGAGGAAACUGGAGUGGAGGGCAAAGGCAACUUGUCUGCUUGGCCAGGGUACUGCUAAUGAAAAGGAAAAUACUUGUUUUAGACGAAGCUACAGCUUCAGUUGAUACUGCAACUGACAAUAUCAUCCAAAGGACUAUAAGGCAAGAAACAAAAGGUUGCACAGUCAUAUCAAUUGCACAUAGGAUUCCCACUGUGAUUGACAGCGACCUAGUUCUGGUACUCGGUGAAGGUAGGAUACUCGAGUAUGAUUCUCCGGACAAUCUCUUGAGAGAUGGAUCAUCAGCUUUUUCAAAGUUGGUGAUGGAGUUUGUGGGAAGGACAGAAGACAUUAACCGAUGACAUAGAGACAUCAAGCAACCAUUAACCCAUUAGACCUCACCUAGACCUGUGUAUAUCAGCACGUACCAUGACAAUGUGGACAGCAGCUUUACUUGAGUGGAUGAUAAUAUAGAAGUCGAACAUGGUAACAAGGAAUUUUUAUUUGUGCAUGACGAUUAGACCAGUGACAUAAGGAUAUUUACUCAAUACCAGAAAAUAAUUUUCCUCUUUAUUAAUA
This is a messenger RNA of Phragmites australis (common reed), 4552 nucleotides long. Its product is annotated as putative ABC transporter C family member 15. The record is from RefSeq and is a predicted model, not a curated record. The transcript has 10 exons. Gene Ontology annotation, biological process: transmembrane transport. Lineage: Eukaryota; Viridiplantae; Streptophyta; Magnoliopsida; Poales; Poaceae. Gene Ontology annotation, cellular component: plant-type vacuole; vacuolar membrane. Bases 1 to 4335 code for a protein of 1444 amino acids. Gene Ontology annotation, molecular function: ABC-type transporter activity; ATP binding; ATP hydrolysis activity.